GCGAACGAACAGGCCAGCUGUUUUCGCCAACGUGUCUCUGGGUGGACCAAAGGUCGCUGCGCAUGCUUCGUAGACUCACUUCGAUCGUUAACGAUUUCCGGGUUUUGUCUUCUGCUGCUGCUGCAUACUCGCCAUAUACUGGCAUUUUGAAUCACACUAAAGGAUGAAUGCAUUCACACGCGUUAUUUACAUAGUAUUUGUUUAUAUCGUGGUGUUGGCUCCGUUCAAAGUGACGUCGUUUGAUUGUGACACGCUGCCGACGCCCAAAUCGUAUGUAGCUUAUCAGCUGAGACAAGGGGAAUCCAUACAAAUUGAUGGCAAACUAGACGAUAAGGCAUGGCUUGACGUGAAAACUACUGACGACUUUAUUGACAUUCAAGGAGAAGAUUUUCCCAAGCCUAGGUUGGAUACAUGGGUUAAAAUUAGAUGGGAUGAUACCUAUUUGUACAUUGGUGGUUAUUUGCAGGAGACAGACGUCUUCGCAAACCAAACCAAACAUGAUUCAGUUGUGUUUCUUGAUAACGAUUUUGAGGUAUUCACCGAUCCCGACGGCAGUACACACUGGUACAAAGAGUUCGAAAUAAAUGCCAUAAAUACCGUAUGGGACCUGGAACUUGAUAAGCCUUAUCUGAAUGGAGGAUCUGCCAAUAGUAGUUUUGAAAUGCCGUCAAUGAAGUCAGCUGUAUUCGUAGAUGGGCCUGUCAAUAACCCAAAGAUUAAAAAUAAAUAUUGGACAGUGGAAAUAGCCAUGCCAUUUAAAGACCUGGUUAGACAGACCUGCAAAGCCACGGCACCACCAAAGCAUGGGGACCAGUGGAGAAUCAAUUUCAGCAGGGUCGAGUGGCAUGUGCAGAAUGUAGACGGACAUUAUGAAAAGAUUUCAGGCUUACCAGAAGACAAUUGGGUUUGGUCCCCCCAACAUGCUAUCAAUAUGCAUUUGCCAGAAAGGUGGGGUAUUUUACAAUUUAGCACUGAUACAGUUAACAGUACCAAGUUUACAAGGGAUCCCAACUGGCCUGUAUAUUCAAGUCUUGUUGAGGUGUAUAAUGCACAAAAGAAAUUCUUUGCAAUUGAGGGUUAUUUCACAGAAAUCCUUAAUCAAUUGGACUUGCCAGAUUGGGUAACUAAAGGCCUAUGCACAAAGACACCUAACAUAACUGUAAUUAAGACGUAUAAUUUCAAUGCAACAGUCGUGCCCAUCAACCAAUCACUGCCCAGUGGCUACGUUCGAGAUGAUAGGCUCAUUUGGUUUUCUGGCGCGAGCUUGUUCUAAAGCUAGUCUAUUUUUUCAACAUUCGAGGCUGAGAUUUAGAACUAUUUUGUAUUAGAGGCUGGUGCAUAUCACAUUGGUGUCUUAACAUAUACAUGUAGUGUUUUGUCUGGUAAGGUGUAGUUCAUUUUAUUGAGAAGAAUUGUCGAGACGAUAUUACUUCAUAUUAUACAUAUUCGUAUCUCAUUUAAGAAUGCGACACAGCUUUGUAGGUAAAUUUGGAUUGUGUAGAUCAACACUAGUAACAAAUCUGAUCUCGAAUUAUGUUUAGAAAUGCUAAUUUAUGCUAAAAAAAAAGGCUUUAGUAUGUGAGAUUGCGUUUAUAUUUAAUUGUUACAGUAAUCUAUAUGAUUAUGUAAAACACUUAUUAGUUACACAACACAGGGAGAAGUUGUAUCACCAUAUUUACUCGUGUUUUUAACUGAAUGCUGAAACUUUGUUACAUUUUUACACGGAAUACCUAUUGCAAUAGAUUUAUUUUUACUUGAUUGAAAAGUUAAAUAACUUUUAUGCAAAUUUCCCAUUGUCUAGUUUACACAUAUAAACAGAAAUUGUCGUUUUCCUGCUUUGCUAAACACUGAUAACAAUAAAAAGUCUCGUUUGCUGUC
Saccoglossus kowalevskii is the source of this 1878-nucleotide messenger RNA. RefSeq lists its product as uncharacterized. The record is from RefSeq and is a predicted model, not a curated record. Gene Ontology annotation, molecular function: hydrolase activity, hydrolyzing O-glycosyl compounds; carbohydrate binding. Gene Ontology annotation, biological process: carbohydrate catabolic process. NCBI's taxonomy places the organism in Eukaryota, Metazoa, Hemichordata, Enteropneusta, Harrimaniidae.